Messenger RNA from Phragmites australis (common reed), 1955 nucleotides. Its product is annotated as protein IQ-DOMAIN 3-like. The record is from RefSeq and is a predicted model, not a curated record. The coding region runs from base 202 to 1941 and encodes 579 amino acids. NCBI's taxonomy places the organism in Eukaryota, Viridiplantae, Streptophyta, Magnoliopsida, Poales, Poaceae. Gene Ontology annotation, molecular function: protein binding. The transcript has 6 exons.
UGGUGGUGCUUGAACGUGGGGACAGCAGCAGGCGACGCCGUUCAGGUGGCUGGCAGUGGGGUCCCGGAUAGGCGGUGCUUGUCAACCUCUCGUGGGAGGAGACCGUCGUCGAGAACACCGGCGGCGCGACGGCGUGCGGCGAGCCUGUGGAAGAGAUCAUUCUCAUCGGUUGCUCAAGUGACGGUACGAAGAACACGAGAAAUGGGGAGAAAGGGGAGGUGGUUCGAUACCGUGCAGAGAAUCCUGAGCGCUUCUGAACCUGAUCCAGAGGAGAAGGAAGCCAAGGUAGAACCCGUGAAGUCGAGAGACAAAUCGAAUUUCAAGAAGAUAUGGCAAUUCGGCAAAUCAAACCAGUCCGUUGCUUCCACCUCUGCGGCGCCGGCGCCGGCGCCAGUUCCGGAGGCUCACCAGCAGCCUUCUCCUGCAGUACCACCAUCACCUUCUGAUCGGCAACAGACCGAGGGGAUUAUCGCAGAAGUGCAACCCGUGGAGACAAUGUGCGGGCAAGGUUACCUCGUGUGCCCGGCGGAGGUGGCCUUGUCCGGCGCCGGCGCCGCUCAGGCGGCAGCGGAAGCGAUCGCCCGCCCCACGGUCACCACGCCGAGAACGCGGCCUGCGCGUUCAAAGGAGGACAUUGCCGCCACCAGGAUCCAGGCGGCUUGCAGGGGAUAUCUGGCAAGGAGAGCGAACCGGGCACGAGGAAUGGUUCGGUUGAUGUCGCUGGUUGAGGGACUGGCCGUCAGGCGCCAAACUGAGGAGGCGUUGUACUGCAUGCAAACGAUGACGAGGGUUCAGACUCAGAUAUACUCGAGGAGGGUGAAGACGGAGGAGGACAAGAAGGCUCUGAAGAGUCAGAUCAAGGGCAAACAGAGCUUUGACAAAACAAAGAUUGGUGAAGGCUGGGACCAUAGCCAUCAGUCCAAGGAGCAGAUGGAAGCCGUCCUGACGAUGAAACAAGAAGCCGCUUCAAGGCGGCAAAGGGCGCUAGCCUACGCGUUUUCUCAUCAGUGGAGGAACAGGAAUCCUUCUUCCGCGCGAGCUGCGCCUCCUCCAAUGUUCACGGACCCGGGCAACCCCAACUGGGGCUGGACCUGGACGGACCGCUGGAUGGCUGCGGCGAGGCCGUGGGAGAGGCAGACCGCGCCGGACAAUGGACGCGCCCCGGCGAAAAGCGCCGGCCGACAGCCUCGAGUGGCCACCUCGGUUCAGUUACCCACGACGCCAAGCGGCAGGUCGUUCCGGCCACCGAGCUGGCCGUCGCUCACGUCCCCGUCGACUCCCCCGCCGCGGUCGCCGUCGGUCUCGGGGAGGACGGUAGUGCUGGCGAGCCCUCGGAGCAGCCCGCUCCACGCUACCAGCGGCCUGCAGCGCACCAAGAGCAUGCAGUCCGAUCGCCGCCCGCGGAGCAGCCAGGAGCGCCCGGUGAGCAGCCCGCGCCCUGCCGUGCCGGCGAGCCCGAGGGGCAGCGGCAGCCCGAUCCACGCUGCCUUCGGCCAGCAGCGCGCGACCAGCAUGCAGCCCGAGCGCCGCUCGCGGAGCAGCCAGGAGCGCGCGGUGAGCAACCCGCGCCACGGCGGGACGAACGCCACGCUGCGGCGGACGACGAGCCUGCGGUCCGAGCCCCCGAGGAGGCUGAGCCUUGGAGGUGCCGUCGCGGCGUCCGCGGGAGACAACGCGAGCGCGCCGGCGACCCCUAGCUACAUGCAGCCGACCAAGUCCGUGAGGGCCAAGGCGCGGUGCCCGAGCCCGUCGGCGUCAGCGGCUGAGGACAAGCUCGACGUCCCCGAGAGAACGCUGACGCCUCUGCAGGUGCCCUCGCCUUCGUCGGCAAAGAAGCGCCUGUCCCUGGCAUUCGCAGACAAGCGGAGCGCCUCGUCGCCGAGCACGACGAAGGCGGAGAGGGCGAAGCGGCACUCGCAGCCUCCCAGUCCCAGGACAUAGCUGGCGGCUAGCAU